AUGGUCUUCUGCACCUACUGCGGCCAGUCCUUCACUCGGGACGAACACCUCGAACGACAUAUCCUGACCCACACCAAUGUCAAGCCCUUCAAAUGUUUCACCUGCCAUAUGUCCUUCGCCAGGAGGGACCUCCUCCAGCGUCACUACACCGUCCACGGCCGAGACCAGAACCAGCAAGAGAUCCCCGCCGCGAAUGGCAUGAUCCCCAAAUCCGCAGGACGAACGCCAAUCGCCUGCAGCAACUGUGCAAAGACGAAGACAAAGUGUGAUAAGAAGUUCCCUUGCUCACGAUGCGCGGGGAGGAAUCUGAGGUGUACGCUGCGGCCGACAAGGCGAGCGUCGAAGAAUGCCAGUAGGGUGGGGAUACCUCCAGAGGGUGCAGUUGCCAUGCCUCCUGGGAUGCAGCAGCCGGGAGGUAUCGUUGAGCAUGGCAAUGUUCAGCAGCCGCAACACCCAAAUACCAGUCCUCAGCAACAGCCGCCAGUCAUCAAGCCAGCGAGCCCCAAGAACAUGACCACGAUCCAAGAAGAGAAGACGGCAGCAGCUCCACCUGUCGUUGACGGCCCACCCUCCCAAUUCGUCGACCAGCAACCCACCAGCGGUCCAACACCACCCCAUAACUUCUCCCCUCCCAUGCCCAACGGCUUCGUCAACAACACCCCUCUUUCCGGCUACAAUGAAUUCAGUAAUAUGAGCAAAGACAGCUCUGACGCGGGCUCCAGCCCCGACUUCAUGCUCGACUGGAGCCAGAUGCAGAUGCCAAUCGGCUACGACGGAAUGGUGCAGCCGCACAUGUUGAUGAACACGACCGAUAUGCGUUUCGACCCGAACCUACCACUCGCUCCACAUAACGACGGGAUGCUUACGAUAAUGCCGGAUGUCGCUAAUGGCAUGGCGCCGCUCAUCACUCCCUUGGAGACCCCCAAGAUGGAGCGUGCCUUCUCUGACCUCGAACUGGGGAGCUCGGCGGCUGCUUUCCAUCCUAAUCGACAUGCGUCGAUGCACUCUAUGGCGUCUGUGCAUACACCGCCUACGGACCAGAAUGACGAGAUGCCAGCCAUCAUUGCAUCUCAGGAUGCCUGGUCGGUGUUUCGAUGCACGCCCAUCAUGCCUUCGACGGCGUGUCCCAAGACGGCCAAGUUGAAUCUGGAACGACUCGAGGAGACGCUUCGAAACCAUGAAGGGUGGAGUACCUGGAGCCCACAGUGGCAUGAAGACGACCUGGCUGGCGGCGAUCACUUGACUGUCAUGCAGUUGCAUGAGAGCACGAGGGAUAAGCUGCUGGCGAUCACUCAAAGCUUCCUUCACAAGGCACUGGAGAUCCAUAGGGAGGGGCAUCAUACUCACCAUACGGCUGGCUCGGGACACCACACCCCUAAUUCGUACGGCUCCAACUUCGUCCUGCUGCCACCGGCGCGGGUGCUUGAGUUCUUCCUGAGGUCGUAUGCGAAUUGCUUCGAGAGGUACUACCCCUUGACCUCGCGCGGAAUCCUGGACGCCAACGAGCUGAUGCAUUGCUACAACGACCGAGCAUCAAGCUUAUUGGUGCUCAUGAUGAUCGCUCAAGGCGCCAUGAACAUCCCUUCGACAGAAGCCCGAAUGUUGACUGGUGGCUUGACGGAAGCCUGCCGCAUCUCACUCUUCGACCUCAUUGAGAGGAACAUCAUCAUGUCCGGCGACCCCAUCGUCCUUCAUGCGGCACUCCUCUUUACGGUGCAAGCAGCGUGGAGCGGCGACAAGUGGCAGAUGGACAUUGCCAUGGGUCAGCGAGGGAUGUACUUCGCCAUGCUCAGGCAUUCGGGAAUCCUGGAGAAGCUCACGACGCAGUCCAACACGGUCAACCACCAAGCCAACACCGAUCAUCUGUGGAGUGAGUGGAUCCAGAACGAAUCUCGAAGCAGACUCAUCUACUCUUGGGUGAUGGUCGAUCAGGACCUCGCACUCUUCCACGACACGGCACCUCUCUUUAGCGUCACGGAAUUUGGAGCUCCAAUGCCUGAUGCCGAUCGGCUUUGGCACGCCAAGAGCGCUGCUGAAUGGUCGUCCAUAUUCGAGCAGGUGCAUGAGUUCUCAGGGGGCUACUCGUCCGUCGGAUCGGGAGCCAGGCCAUUGUCGUUGCGAGACCUCUUCCGCCAUUUCUUGGACGACGAGAUGAUCCCUCUCGGGAUUGAGAUGACGCCGCUGCAGCUGCGAUUGCUCUUGCAUCCUCUGCAAUCUCUCGUCUGCCAGUACAGCCAGCUGCUGAGCUGCUUCUCCGAGGCAGGCAGCAAGAACGCUCCUCGAGCAGUCAGCGCCUCAUCCACACGGAGUCGUCUCCAAGAAGUCCAAUCCUUACUCCAGCGAUGGUUCGACCUCGCCGAGCGGUACCUCAAAGCCAACCCCAUGUGCCCGAUGAUGCAAACCAACCUCGUCAUCUUCCACCUCAUCAGCCUCAACGCCGUCACCAACUUCCCUGAAAUCGAGCGUCUCGCUCGCAGGGAAGGCUUCGACGGCACCUACCAGCAGCUGGUGUGGAUGCACAAGCGCUGCAUCACCGACGUCGAGGAAGCCGUCUUCCACUGCGGCCAGGUCUUCCGCCUCAUCCGCGCCAUGCCGAGAGCCAUUCGACCUCCGUGGUGGGCGGGUGCCAUCUAUCGCGUCGCACUCAUCCUGUGGACCGAUAGCUUGACGCAUAAGGAGACCGUGUCGCCGUCGAACAAUGGCAUGUUCCCGGUACCAGGCCCUUCAUUCGCAAUCGACGCUCUGGCGGCCGAUCACCCUCUCAUCGUACGGUAUCUGACCAAGCGUGAGGGUGUUCCCUGUGUCACGAAGCGCGAUGGCUCGCAGAUGACACUCGACCGGGCGUAUCCCGUCCUGCAUCACUGCAUCGAGGUCAUCGAUGAGGGCGCCUCGACUCGCUUCUCCGAUGGCAUCCGUUCGAAACUCGAGCGCUUGUCCAGAGGGUGA
This is a messenger RNA of Zasmidium cellare ATCC 36951, 2946 nucleotides long. RefSeq lists its product as uncharacterized. The coding region runs from base 1 to 2946 and encodes 981 amino acids. The transcript has 3 exons. NCBI's taxonomy places the organism in Eukaryota, Fungi, Ascomycota, Dothideomycetes, Mycosphaerellales, Mycosphaerellaceae. Gene Ontology annotation, biological process: DNA-templated transcription; regulation of DNA-templated transcription. The record is from RefSeq and is a predicted model, not a curated record. Gene Ontology annotation, molecular function: DNA binding; DNA-binding transcription factor activity, RNA polymerase II-specific; zinc ion binding.